Doryrhamphus excisus (bluestripe pipefish) is the source of this 1381-nucleotide messenger RNA. The record is from RefSeq and is a predicted model, not a curated record. Lineage: Eukaryota; Metazoa; Chordata; Actinopteri; Syngnathiformes; Syngnathidae.
GGGGUUCAGAAAAGCCAGCCCCAGCCAGACAUGCUCUGGAUAUGACUCAGGUCACAAUAGCUUCUAUUUCUGUUGAUGCACUUGGGUUAUCACUCCACUUCCAUCCACUCUCCCUCCCUCACUCUCUCUUGCUCUUGCAAAAAACAUGGCCGACAGAAACAGUCGAGUCAGUGUGAAGCGGAAGGAGAAGAAAACGGAGAACAAGCCCACCGAUGAGAAGGAAAAAGAAAAGGGUAAAGGUUUGAAAAGGCAGCAGGAUAAAGUUGUGAAAAAGCCAGAGAAGGUUCCUGCUCCGGUGGAAGAGGAGAAGACGAACGGGAACGCUGGAGGUGCAGCAGGCGAGGAGGUGAAGAAAAACGACGGAAACGGAGAGUUUGUGCCUUUCGAACUGCCGCCGUUUGAGAUCGUGGUAGGGGAACAGAUGAGCCCAUUCUACUUCAAAUUCCAGUUCCGGAAUGUGGAGUACUCAUCCGGGCGGAACAAGACCUUGCUGUGCUACCGAGUGGACACGCCAGGAGGCACCGCAGAGCCUCUGCAAGGUUAUCUGGAGGAUGAACAUGCCACGGUUCACACUGAAGAGGCUUUCUUUCAGCGAGUGCUCCCGAACAGCAACAGUUCCCAAGAAUAUGAAGUCACAUGGUACAUGUCUUCCAGUCCAUGUGUGGCUUGUUCUUCUAAGUUGGCUAACAUCCUCCAGCAACGCAAAAAGGUCCGUUUGUGUAUAUUCUGCUCCCGGCUUUUUGAUUGGGAAGAGCCGGAGAUCGUUGAAGGCAUCAAGGCUUUGGUGAACGCCGGCUGCAAAGUGAGGAUGAUGAAGCCGUCUGACUUCCUGCACGUUUGGGAGAACUACGUGGAGAAGGAGGAGCAGACUUUUACGCCCUGGGAGGAUUGUCAGGAAAACUACAACUAUUACGUGGAGAAACUGGCUGAUAUCCUCAAGUAAAUACAAGGAACAUCUGCAAUCAAGAUAGAAGGACGUAAACACACGUGAACACGUGAACGCACCAACACCGAAAGACCGGUGUUUUGUCGCCAUACCAACUCGAUCCUUCAGCUGAGCCAUGGUGAGGAACAUUUCGCCGUCCUCCGGCCUAUCUUCAUUGUCAUCUGCAAGAUUCGAUUAAAAAUAUAUCUGGUUAUUGUGUGUGUGUGGUAUUUUUUUUUUAAUUUUUUUUUUAUAGACUUAUUUUUAAACGCACCUGUUUUCCUGGUAAUUUUUAGAAUAACGCAUCCGCAGAAAACGGCAACAAUUCCAAAGAGGAUACACCCGGAUAUUGAAAGAAGAACCCGCCUCUUCAACACUAUGAGGUCAAAAAUUAGAACAUGACUUGUAGAUUUAAAAAAAAAAAAAAUCAAAAAAAAAAAAAAAAAAAACGAUAAA